CGCUUUUUCCUCAAACCAUCCUUGUCACUUUUCAGUCAAUAAUUCCAUUAAUUUAUAAUGACGUUAUGAAUUAUUUAGAUGGUGUUUGAAUGCGAUGGAUGACGACGAGUUUUAUGACACUAUUUCGAUGGAGACGGAAGAAAUGACGCCAAAAGACAGUCACAACAACUUGAUCGGGUCGUUGAAUACUCUCUACCACUCAGCAAUCGACCUGGACGUGAAGGAACUUCUUCCUCUAAACAGAAUCAACUCCUCGGAAUUAAAUCAUUUUAAAAAGAGGUGGAGGAGUUUUACAUCAAAAAAUGUGGAUGUGGACUUCGUACUGGCUUACGAGGAUCAAGGCACUAGCGAAGAUGUGAAAAAACGAAAGACUUUUGAAGAAAAUUUGCAAUCCGUAGGUCUUUUAUUAGAAAAAGAGAAAAACCAAUGGAUACAUUUCGUAAAAAUUCACGUACCCAAGGAACUGCUUUGUCAGUACGCCGAAAUUCUCAAACUUCGAUUGCCUAUUAUCGAUGAUGAAGUAGAAAAUCUAUCACAAAAUAUUAUUGCAUCGACUUUUUCGAAAAUAAUGCACUAUUUAGGUGUAUCAUUAGACCCUCAAAAAUUUCCACAGAAACCAUAUCAACUGACGGCCGAAUUCAGGCGAGAUAAAAACUACUUAUUUGACAUUGAUUCCCCGGAUUUCUUUAAUUCAUCCACGCGGACAAUUGUGGCGUCCUAUAUUUUGGAACGGGAACGUUUUGGAAACGAGGAUCAGGAUAAAGGAAUUAAGAGGUUGAUUACAGAAGGUGUUUACAAAGCUGCUUACCCUUUACAUGAUGGUUUAUUACACAAACAAGGUUCCAAACGGAACCUCCUAUUUAAGGAAUGGGCUUCGGUAAAAAAGUGUUUUAAAUUUCAGCCCAUUGACGAAAUAAAAGAUUAUUUCGGCGUACAAUUUGCACUUUAUUUUGCCUGGUUAGGUUUUUACACAUAUAUGUUGUUACCGGCAUCAUUUGUUGGCAUCUUGUGCGUAAUAUAUGCUCUAGCUACUCUCGAAACUGAUGACAUUUCUCAAGACAUUUGCAACUCCGAUAUCAUCAUGUGCCCCAGAUGCGACAAACACUGCGACUACUGGAAACUGAGUGAUGGUUGUACAUACGCGAAGAUACAACACUUCAUAGAUAAUCCCUCUACGAUCUUCUUUGCGGUUUUCAUGUCGUUUUGGGCAACUUUGUACCUAGAAUUGUGGAAACGUUACAGCGCCGAAAUCACCCACAAAUGGGGUCUCACUGGUUUCGAUCUCCAGGCGGAGCCGCCGCGUCCCGAAUAUUUAAUUAAACUCUCCCACGCAAAAAAGAAGAAACUGAACGUGGUAACGCAGUUACAGGAGCCGGUCGUGCCUUUUUGGAGAAUGAAACUUCCGUCGAUUAUACUGAGUUUUGGGGUUGCUCUUCUUUGGGUAUUUUUAGCUGUUUCUGUUGUAUUUGCUGUGAUGUUGUACAGGAUGUCAAUAUUUGCGUCUGCUGUUGUAACGAAUAAACAGUCUUAUUAUGAUGUACAGACUUAUUUGGUAUAUGUUGUUCCUGUAACAACCGGUUUGAUAAAUUUAGUGUGCAUUUUGGUCAUGAAUGUGAUUUAUGAUAGAUUAGCCAAGUGGCUGACUGACAUUGAAUUGCAGAGGACUCAAACCGAGUACGACGAUAGUUUGGCUCUCAAGAUUUACAUGUUUCAAUUCGUCAAUUACUACUCCUCCAUUUUUUAUAUUGCAUUCUUCAAAGGAAAGUUUGUAGGCUACCCCGGCAAGUACAAUAAGAUUUUUGGAUUCAGGCAAGAGGAAUGUAACCUUGGUGGAUGCUUGAUGGAAUUAACUGUUCAAUUGACAAUUAUAAUGAUUGGUAAACAGGCGUUAUACACUAUCAUGGAAAUGAGUCUUCCGCUGUUGAUGAAAAUGUACACAAUUAUAAAGAUGAAAACUGGCAUAGAAGACGACAUUAGUGAGGACACUGUUAUAAUUCACAACCAGUGGACAGAAGACUAUAAAUUGUCCAGCCUCGAAUCUCAAAGUCUCUUCAGUGAAUAUCUAGAAAUGGUUCUUCAAUACGGUUUUGUUACCAUAUUUGUGACGGCUUUUCCCCUGGCCCCACUCUUUGCUCUUAUCAACAACGUCUUGGAAAUGCGCCUAGAUGCGACAAAGUUUAUAAAAUAUUUCCGACGCCCUGUUCCACAACGUGUAUCCAAUAUCGGCGUUUGGUAUCCGAUUAUGGCGUUCAUUGGACAUGUUUCUGUGAUUUCGAAUGCAUUUAUUAUUGCUUUUUCGUCGCAUUUUAUACCAAGACUGGUAUAUAUAUUCGAAAUCAGCGCUGAUCAUACGGAUAAGGGUUAUUUGGAACAUAGUUUAGCGUAUUUUAACACCUCUGAUUUCGUAAUAGGAAACGAACCUCAAAACACAAACUUUGGAAACGUUACGAUAUGCAGAUAUGCUGAGUAUAGAAAUCCUCCAGACCAUGAAUUAAAGUAUAAAACGCCCUUAAUUUAUUGGCACAUUUUAGCGGCUCGUUUAGCUUUCAUCGUUGUAUACCAAAAUUUAGUAAGCUUUGUUAUGAAAACAGUUGAAUGGACUAUACCUGAUGUUAGCAGAAAGUUAAAUGACAAGAUUAAACGAGAAGCGUACAGAACCAACGAAACCAUUAUCAAACAUGAGGCUGAACGUGACAAACACAAAAUAAAUCAAAUACACAAUCCGGAAGCUUCUAAUGAUGUAAUUCAAUGAGUGCUGCUAAAUUUGGAGUAUAUUUAUUACGGGUACUGUAUACAUUAAUUUAAUAUCAUUAUUAUUAGAUUUAAAAUAAAUAAAACUCCACAAAUUUA
Aethina tumida (small hive beetle) is the source of this 2850-nucleotide messenger RNA. Its product is annotated as anoctamin-2. The record is from RefSeq and is a predicted model, not a curated record. Gene Ontology annotation, cellular component: plasma membrane. Gene Ontology annotation, biological process: chloride transmembrane transport. Bases 95 to 2752 code for a protein of 885 amino acids. The transcript has 9 exons. Gene Ontology annotation, molecular function: protein dimerization activity; chloride channel activity. NCBI's taxonomy places the organism in Eukaryota, Metazoa, Arthropoda, Insecta, Coleoptera, Nitidulidae.